GGUGUCCCGGGGAAGGAAAGGGGUUGUGCCAAGGAAGAGAGGAAAAAGAAAAAAAAAAAGAAAAAAAAAAAAAAAAGGAAGAAAAUAGAGGGUUUUGCGGGCAGUGGGGCCAGGGAGGAAAGAGGCCUCUCUGAGGGUGAAAGCCCCGGGGCGGGGGAGGCGAGAGCGCGGCGGCGGCGAUAAGGGCCCUCCAGCCGCUCCUCCGCCCGGGGCCGCGGGCUGUGCCCUCCGUCCGCGCCCGGGGACGAUGCAGCCAUGAGACACCGGGGCCGUGCGGCCAUGAGCUCGGGGGGCCGGCGGGCCCGAGGGCCGCUCCUGCUGGCGGUGCUGGCGGUGCUGGCGGUGCCGGCGGAGCCGCGGAGCGCGGGGCGGCGGCGGGAAACACACACACAAGUAUAUAAAAGCGUGGACAAUCAGGAGUACGAAUCUAUGAUGCUUCCCACAGCCUUAAGGCACACAUCAAUUGUGAGCAGAUCCAUUCCCGAUGUCUGUGCAACUUGCCACAUUCAUGCAACUUGUCAGCAAAGUGGAGGAAAAAGUGUUUGUAUCUGUAAUUAUGGAUUUGUAGGCAAUGGAAGAACUCAUUGUCAAGAUAAAGAUGAAUGCCAGAUUGGAGCCAGCAAAAUCUGUGGAAAUCAUACUCUGUGUCAUAAUACACAUGGAAGCUUUUACUGUGUUUGCCUUGAUGGAUACCGAGCCUCCAACAACAACAAGACAUUUAUUCCCAAUGAUGGCACGAACUGUACAGAUAUAGAUGAAUGUGAGGAGUCUGGGUUGUGUGGUCACAAUGCAAGAUGUGUGAAUACUGAAGGAAGCUACAUGUGUUACUGCAAUGAUGGUUAUAAAUUAGAAACUGGAGAGCAUUCUUUUCAUCAAAAGGGAAACAAAGUUUCAUGCAAAGAAAUCGGAUGUGGCUCCCCCCCUGAAAUGAAGCAUGGCUACAUUGUGGGGAACUACAGCUUGCUACCAGGAAGUGCAGUUCAUUAUGAGUGUCAAGAAGGGUUUUACAGCAAUGAAGCAAAGUUCUCGUACUGCACUGCAAAUGAAACUUGGGAACCUGCUACUUUAAGCUGUAAAGGUGUGGACUGUGGGGUUCCACCCCCUGUUUUGAAUGCACGUCCAACAUCUAUUGGUGGGACCACCUACAGAAGUGAAGUUACUUAUGACUGUGCUCAUGGCUACCUGAUGGCAGGUGGCAGUCACACUGCAGUCUGCAAUGCCAAAGGACAGUGGGAUGGCCCUGAUUUGGUGUGCAAAGAAAUAGACUGUGGCAAACCUUUGUUCAUUCCACACACAACAAUGACCUGGGACAACUCCACCACUCUGUGGAGCAGAGUGUACUAUCACUGUAAAGAAGGAUAUUAUUUCAAUGGAGACAGAAAUUUUUCAGAAUGCACAAUAGAUCAGUCAUGGGAGAAUAUUACAUACAUAUGCAAAGAGGAGGAAUUACUGAGUAAUUUAUCCAUAUUCAAUGAAACAUGUGUGAGGUGGCAAAGGAAAACCGGAAGACUGGGAGUGCAGGAAACAUACACAUUUCAUAUACUGGGCCAAAGAUUGGAUGAGAAGAUAUUCUCAGAAGAUGUGACAUUUAACAUCAGUACUAGUGAAGAUGAUCCAAAGGUGUGUUUAGAUCUGAACUCUGGAAGUAACUACGUGGUGAAUAUAACUACCAUUUCUUCCACAAACGUCACUGUCUCAGUUACACUAGCAAUUCAAACAAAGGUAAAGGAAGCUUUCAAUAAUGUAUUAAUUUUUAAUGAUACCUGCUUGAAAUGGAGGAGAAAUGUCAGGGGAACUGAUGUGGAAGACAGAUACUCAUUUCACAUCCAAGGCCAGCGUUGGUACCAGAAGAACUUCUCUCAUGAAAUGACUUUUGAACUUUCCACGCACAAGCAAGCUCCUGAAGUUUGUUUGGAUUUGCAACCAGGCACCAAUUACUCUAUUAAUAUUUCCAUGGUAGCUUUGAAUUUUUCACAUCUUGUUUCUAUGACAACACAAAUUACAGAUCCCCCUUUCCCAGAAGUAGAAUUUGUUGCAGUUAAAGGUUCUGCACCUUUGCUCAGACUCCGGAAAGCAGAAGAUCAAAAUGGACCAAUAAGUUUUUAUCAAGUGAUUGUGCUUCCUCUGGAUUUGCAAAGCACUUUUAUUUGUGACUCGUUUACUGCUACAACUUUCUUUAAUAACACCACUGACAUUAAAGGAUAUGUGGCAGCCGAAUUUCGGGCGAAGGAUGUUGCUGAUAAUAUGUCAAUUACUCUUGGAGACAGACAUUAUUAUGGGAAGUUUUAUAAUGCUCCUUUAAAGCUGGGAGAAGAGUAUUGUGUUUUUUUGAAAAUAAUAAGUGAGUGGAAUAAGGUACGAACACAAUCCUGUGCUGUUUGGGCACAAAUUAAAAAUUUAUCACCCCCUCUGCAAUACAUGACUGCUGUUGGAUUAGGGUCAGUGGCUGCUGUCUGCCUUAUAUUGUUCCUGUCAUUCUCUGUGGCACGCUCUUGUCUCCACAGCUCAGUGCAUCCCCCACCUGCUGCUGUAGCCUGUGAGGCUGUACAUUUAUCUACUACAGUACACGUGGCACAAGCAGGGAUUGCAUCAUCAUUCCUAGAGGCUGAAAAUGUCUCUCUUCUCUGAUGGUUCAUUCCCUGAAGUCAGCAUAGAAAAAGACGUGCUCCUCUUUCAAAGCAAGCAUGUGUCGGGUAUCUGCAUGUCACAUAUGUACUACAGCAUGGGCAGUUUAAAUGUGUCUGUCAAGACGCUUAUUGUCUUGCCUUAAUCCAGAUGGUGUGGUGUGUAAAGGAGAACCUUCCUUCACAAGCAGGUUAUCAUGCAUCCCAUGUGUUAGUCACAGGCUUUCAGCUAUUCCAGCUGCAUGAGUGCCUGAUACUGAGUGCUUGCAUUGUACUUGAUUACAUGAAUAAUCCCGUGAUCCAGUUAAGACUGUCUGAGGAUUAACUGCUACUUUGGAUACCUUUGCACUCAUAAACUGGCCUAUUAUGAACGAUAAUCCAGACCUACACUUAAGCGGGAUAAAGUGCCUAUUGUAUUUCCAAUUACAAAGGUAGAACGCUUCUGUCACUCACAAGUAAUGAUACAUCAGCAACAUGUUACACUUGUUAGCCAGGAAGUUGCCACAUUCAAGUAGUGUCAGCAACAGAUGUGUUCCAGAGAUACUGCAGUCAUUGGUUAUAGCAAUUAGCAGUAAUUGCAAAUAAUAUACAAAUCUAUAAAACUGCAGUUUUCUCAGAAGAUGCUUGCUUUAAUGGCAUGUGAAACUAAUUUAAGGACCUUCCUGUGUUAAGUGCAGUUUUGUUAAUCUCUGUUCUAUAAUUACAGCUGAGUAAAGCUAUUAAAUCAUUGUCUGGUUAAUUGGCUAGUGUGUAACAUCUGGUUAGAGUCACUUAAUGAAGUACAAUUAACUAAUUUCCUUCCAGUUAAUACAUUUAUUUUCUUCUGUAAGAGAGAAUCCAGUGGCUUUGGUUAUUUCCACUCCUCUUCAGAAGUUGCUUUGUUAUGUUAGCAAAAAAAAAAAAAAUCUGUUAACUGGUGAAAUAAAAAAUAAAAAUAAAAAGGCAGGAGCUUAGUGUUUUACUCAGGUUUGUGAGUUUUUUUUCUAAGUUAUGUUUUAUGUUUUACCACUUUAAAUAUAUGCUAUGCAUUUUUGGAAUUGUUAAGUUUCUGAAUUGCUAAGAUUCUGAUGCCUGCUGCUCUUAUAAUUUUAGAUGCUCUGUCUCACUAUGACAUGUAAUUAGGGUCUUUUUGGGUUUAAAGUGCAACAGCAGAUUUCAUAGUUAGAAGCAAAGGGAAAUAAAAGCCAAAAAGAGUUUUCAAUUGCUGCAUCCGGCUAAGAGUGGGUUUUUUCCCAGGUCUGGGCAGAUACUGUUUCAGUUAUCCAGCAUUUCCACAGCUGUCCUUCAAGUUAAUAGUUAAUAGUUAAGUAAGAACACCUUUGUCUACAUUAGCAUUUUCUGUUGCUAAUUGAGAAAGAGCAGCUAAACUCUACUGGGAAACCAUGCCUUAAUGUUUCAGUUUCUCAUGUGGAAUUUAUUCUCACACAUGCCAUGCCUAAUUCCCUUUCUCAACAGAAUAGAUUACAAGGUUUGGUGUAGCAGUACAAACUGCACCACUUCAUUCUGAUUCAGUCUCCUGCUGCUCUGGUCCUGUGAGAGAGUUCAUGAGCAGCUGUUCCUGUGUAAGGAAGAGUUUGAGAGGCUGGAAAACUUUUAGAGACAGGUGUGCCAUCCUCUAUGAAAAAACUGAACUUCUUUUUACCCCUUAUUGAGAUCAGCAGUGUUCCAGUAUGCUACACUUGACUGGGACCAUAAAGUCCACCUUGACAGUGGGUAUAAUUGGAAAAACAGAGGUCUUUGGGUCACAUUCAGCCAGUUAUUUCUUUCUAUGUGCUAAGUUGCUUUUUCAUGAUGUAAAGUUUUCAGAACAAGCUAUAUUCCUUACAGGUUGUCCAUACUUCUGCUGGUAGUUAGAUAACAUAUUUAAUGACUGAUACAGAUAUCUUCACACAGUGUAGCUUCUUAAUACCCAGGGAAACUGAUAAGGGAGAAGAGAUGAGGCAGGACUCUCUGGCAUCUUCAGUUUUCCACAACAACUACUGUUCUGCAAGUUUCCCUCAUUCCUUCUGCCUCCCUUGCCUCUCUGGGUAGACCUACCUCUGGCUGUGAACAUAUCUUCAUCUGUGUUCGUCUUAUUACUUCAUGUGUACUUAUCUUUCUUCCACCUAUAUUUGUUUCAGUUAAAUGUAGAAAGACUAGAGAACUAAUUUAAUCUUGCCAUCCUCAGAUAGAUGUGGAAAUGUUAACAGCUUUUUUGUUAGGCACUUGCUGUAUUGCUCCCAAGCUUUUCUGCUGAACUAAUUGCAAUGUCAUAACCACACUCUCAUGCUUCCAGAAAUUCUAGAGACAUUUCUAGUGAACUUUCACUGCUGUAUCUUCAGUUAACACUGAAAUUCUUCAAAUUUUUUCUCUGCUUCUUGGAUAGGUGUUGCAUACCCAGGCCGAGUACAGUUAAGCAAACUGAAUCUACUCUGCUUUUACUGCUGAUCUGCACUUCACGGUGCUACAUAGAAAUGUGCUAUAUUGAUAAACCCGUUGGUUUAGAUCCAUACCAAUGUCUGCAACACAUGCAAAGUGUUUUUAUCCUCUUUAUAGGAAAUGGGAAAUUGGUAGUCCUGAAUGAACAAUUCUUGUAACCUUA
Cinclus cinclus is the source of this 5205-nucleotide messenger RNA. It is a transcript of the gene SUSD1, whose product is annotated as sushi domain containing 1. NCBI's taxonomy places the organism in Eukaryota, Metazoa, Chordata, Aves, Passeriformes, Cinclidae. Gene Ontology annotation, molecular function: protein binding; calcium ion binding. The transcript is spliced from 17 exons. The record is from RefSeq and is a predicted model, not a curated record. Bases 256 to 2628 code for a protein of 790 amino acids.